UGUCAUCGGUGGAACUCAUUGACGGCCGAUGAUGGCGGUCACCUGCGGGAGUGGCGAAUCCCUCCCGACGGCAUAAAGUAACACCCAAGUCGCUCAAACUUGUUUCUCCUCUUGAACGACGGAGGAGCCGUGACUACACGAGGUCGGACCAAUUUUCAUAUCUUUCUCGGCCAGAAGCCGGCAAAAAAAGACGCAAACAUGCCUAAAGCGGUCAACAUUAACGUCAAUGCCUUGGACUCGGAGUUGGAGUUCGCUGUCUUGCCAAGCGCUUACGGCAAAGUCGUGUUUGACCAGGUGGUGAAAACAAUUGGUUUACGUGAGCUGUGGUACUUUGGACUCCAGUAUAUUGAUGGGAAAGACUAUUUAACCUGGCUCAAACUGGACAAAAAGGUGUUACAACAGGACGUGAAGAAGGACAACCCGCUGCAAUUUAACUUUCGGGCCAAGUACUUUCCCGAGGAAGUGAAUGAGGAGCUGAUCCAGGAGAUCACGCAGAAGCUGUUCUUCAUGCAGGUGAAAGAGGGCAUCCUGAGCGACCGGGUCUACUGCCCGCCCGAAACCGCGGUGCUGCUGGCGUCCUACUCCGUCCAAGCCAAAUACGGAGACUACGACAGAGAAACCCACAGGCCGGGAUACCUCCUCUCUGAGCGCUUGCUGCCCCGCAGAGUCUUGGAGCAGCACAAGUUGUCACAAGAACAGUGGGAGGAGAGGAUUCAGGUGUGGCACGAGGAGCACCGCGGGAUGCUAAAGGAGGACGCCAUGAUGGAGUACCUGAAGAUCGCCCAGGAUCUGGAAAUGUAUGGCGUCAAUUACUUUGACAUCAAGAACAAGAAGGGAACGCUGCUCUGGCUCGGAGUGGACGCCUUGGGACUUAACAUUUAUGAGAAGGAUGACAGACUUACGCCCAAAAUCGGCUUCCCUUGGAGUGAAAUUAAAAACAUUUCCUUCAAUGACAAAAAGUUUACCAUCAAGCCCAUUGACAAAAGGUCACCGGACUUUGUGUUCUACUCGCCGAGACUGCGCUUGAACAAGCGCAUCCUCCAGCUGUGCAUGGGCAACCACGAGCUCUACAUGAACCGACGCAAGCCCGACUCCAUCGAGGUGCAGCAGAUGAAGACGCAGGCGAGAGAGGAGAAGCUGCAGCGACAGAAGGAGAAGGCGCAGCUGGAGAAAGAGAAGAAGAAGAGGGAGGCCAUCGAGAAGGAGAAGGAGAUGAUGGAGCGGGAAAAGAAGGACAUCAUGAUGAGGCUCUACCAGUUUCAGGAGAAGACCAAGAAGGCAGAGAAAGAUCUGGAGGAGCAGACGGAGAGAGCCAUGAUGUUGGAGCAGGAGCGUUUAAAGGCAGAGGAGGAAGCAGCCCGCCUGGAGGUGGAGCGUCAGGCUGCGCUGCUGGCGAAAGAAGCGCUGGCUCGCCAGUCGGAGAGCCAGAAGAUUAGUCAGGAGCAGCUGGCGGCGGAGCUGAGAGAGCACACGACCAGGAUCAGUCUCCUGGAGGAGGCCAGGAGACGCAAGGAGAACGAAGCAGAUGCGUGGGAGCUCAGGGCCAAGGAGGCCCAGAAUGAUCUGAUCAAGACCAAGCAGGAGCUGAACAUGGCGAUGAUGGCGCCUCCGCCCGCGCUGCCGAUGAAGAUGCCCACGUACAUGCCGAUGAUGAUGCCGAUGCCAUUUCCGACGCAAACGCCGACGCAGACGCCGACGCAAACGCCGACGCAGACGCCGACGCAGUCGCUGAUCCAUACGCCCCUGCCGCCGCCCCCGCCUCCCGUCAUGUACGACAAUUUCGAUGACAACAGCGACAGCGAGGAGAACAACAGCAUGCACAGCGCCGACCUCCCGAUGGACGGCAUCCACGAUCACCGCAGGGAGGAGGAACGCAUGACGGAGGCCGAGAAGAACGAACGUGUGCAGAAGCAGCUCAAGGCGCUGACCGACGAGCUGGCCCACGCACGCGAUGAGUCCAAAAACACCCAGAACGACAUCCUGCACUCGGAGAACGUGCGGGCCGGCCGGGACAAGUACAAAACCCUGCGGCAGAUCCGGCAAGGCAACACCAAGCAGAGAAUUGACGAGUUUGAGGCCUUGUAAGGGAGGAGGCGCAGCCACUUGGAGAACACUUUCUGAAUGCUCACUCGCCAUUUACGCUCAAAAUUAGCCACAGUGGAGCGGGCGGCAUAAAUGUGUCAUAAACGUUGCCCCGAACCAUUAUUAUUAUUAUUUUUUUUAUCACAUUUGUGCCAUUGUAUUUUAAUCAAGGCGAGAGCACUUUUAUAACUGUCAUUAUUGGCGUGGGGAGAAAAAAAAAAUGACUCACGGUGACCAGAAAGUUUUGACAUAGUUUGUGUGAUAUGUGUAGUCUUCGUACACUAGAUGGCGCCAUACUAGUUAGAAUUCAUAUCUAGUUUAAUAUUUAUAACAUUGAAAAGGGUGUUUCAUCUUGGUUUGUAUAUUUGUGCUAACGAUGAACAUUAAACAUUUUUAUUCAGACUAAAAAAAUCGUGUCGAUGUCUCACAGUUCCAGCUUUUAGUUUCAGAUCAGUAAAGCCAUUUUAUUGUAAAUUAUUGUUUCUUUUGUUUUUUUGUAUGUGACAUACAACGGCAUGCCAUUAAAUCACUUGAGACUG
Molecule: messenger RNA, 2621 nt
Organism: Syngnathoides biaculeatus (alligator pipefish)
Lineage: Eukaryota; Metazoa; Chordata; Actinopteri; Syngnathiformes; Syngnathidae
Gene: ezrb
Product: ezrin b
Exons: 13
Coding region: 199-2085 (628 amino acids)
Biological process (GO): positive regulation of early endosome to late endosome transport; regulation of organelle assembly; positive regulation of protein localization to early endosome
Cellular component (GO): filopodium; apical part of cell; microvillus
Molecular function (GO): actin binding; cell adhesion molecule binding
Source: RefSeq, a predicted model, not a curated record